CCGACAUUCUUCGAUGUCAUGGUCCAUUUAAUGGUCCAUAUCGUCGACGAGAUAUUGUGCCUAGGGCCAUCUUUUUUGCACAACAUGUAUGGGCCCGAACGAUACAACGGGGUUUUGAAGCGCUAUGUUCGUAACCGAGGGCGUCCUGAAGGUAGCAUCCUCCAAGGCUACCUGGUACAAGAGUGCGUCGAGUUCUGCACAGAUUGGCUAGCGGAUCAGAAAGCAAUAGGCGUGCCGGAAUCAAGGCACAAGGGCAAGCUAGCUGGCCAAGGACUUUUUGGGCAGAAGUAUAUCGAAGUACAUUCAAAGAGGAGAGCAGCUGACUUUAACAGAGCACAUUUGGUGGUGCUUCAACACAUUGAUGCGGUCCGGCCUUACCAGGAAAUGCACAUGCAAGAGCUUCAAAACAACAACCCUACCAGAGGACAAAUUUGGAUCCAUAGACAGCACAAUAAACAUUUCGCUGAGUGGCUAAAGGAGUAUUGGUAUGAGAGGGAGCCGGUAGAUGAAAACGAAAAGACGGUGCUAAGGUUGUCGCGGGAACCAGCUUAUCACGUCGCCACAUGGCAAGCCUACGCUAUUAACGGGUACACGUACUACACAAAAUCUCAGGAUUGUGAAAGUCAAUAUCAAAAUAGCAGUGUAGUAUUGGUUUCCGAAACUGCAACUGAUAGCCAAGCCAAGACUAAAGCAUUCUAUGGAGUGAUUGAGGAGAUCUGGGACCUGGACUACUCCAUCACCAGGAUCCCACUUUUUCGUGUGAGAUGGGCUACGAACGUGAAACCUGAUGGCCAUAGAUUCACAACCAUGAUGCUACCACCUGAGAUCCCUCGUGACCAAGUUAACGUCGAAGCAAUCCCAGCAACCCAAGAACCAUGGGUAUUUGCGAACCAAUGCAAGCAAGUAUUUUUCAUAGAAGAUCCGUCAAAUAAAAGCCGUGUAGUCGUAAGGAGAGGGAAGAGAAGCAUCGUGGGAGUCGACGGAGUUACUUCGCAAGAAGACUAUGACGGUUUCCAUGAUCCUACGACGGCCGCAGAUGACGAAGAGGCGGAACGCACGAUCGAGACGAGGAAACGGGCGAGGAAAAGUACCGGUAACGAGAAAGCAACUACACGAGCAUACGUCAAGAAAACACACCGUGAGAAACUGACGUACCGAACGAGGGUGAAGAAGAGUAGGAAAGAUGAUUAAAAGUUGUAUUUCUUUAUGUUUUAUGUCCUAUAUGUGUGUAUUUGUCAGAAACCAUGUAUUUCUUUAUGUUUUAUGUCCUAUAUGUGUUAGCAACUCAAUUUGAACCAUAUUCGAAUCUUAAGCUAUUGUUGUAUGUUUGUUAUAUGACCUGUGUCAAAUAUGCAGUAUAUAUGUCAGUUUGUGGUUAGCCUGUGACCUGUGUCAAAUAUGCAUUAUGACCUGUAUUCAAUUAUAAACAACAAGUGAGAGCACUAUCACUGGCGGAUAACACCAGGAGCACGCCACUGAUAGCUGAAUUACAUGCAAAUUUGGUGACCUAUCAGUGGCGGAUCCCUCAAAAACACGCCACUGAUAGCUGAAUUACAGGCAAAUUUGGUAACCUAUCAGUGGCGGAUUUACCAAAAGACCGCCACUGAUAGCUGACCUGCAUGACUUAGGAUUUUGGAAAUAUUUUGGUGACCUAUCAGUGGCGGUUCCUAUUUGUAAUUCCGCCACUGAUAGAUCCCUGGGAUUGUUUUGUUAAAUUCAUAUUUAAUUAUCUGUUCACCCAAAAACUGAAUGGACUGUACUUUUGUGUGAGUUUAGGCAUGUUUCUAUCCCAACCAAAAAAUGAAUCCAAAAUUAAAAAAAACACAUAUUUGUAUGAUUUUGAGGGUUACUUUCAUUAAAAAUUAAUUUAUAAAAUUCAUUUUUGAUCAAAAUAUUCUGAAAAUUGGCAUGGAAACAAUUAUUACAGUAAUAUAACCACACACAAAAAUUGGUGUGAAAAUAUAAAAUGAAGCACAUAAUCCGUCGAACUUUAGCUCUUAUGAGUCAAUAUCCAGUAUACCUUUUAACCUGACAUCCCAAUUUGAACAUAUUUUGUACUUAACUUUGUUAUUAUUUUCCAAUUUUUUUUGUGUAUGUUCAAGUGCACAAAUUGAGCUUGCAUACCAAAUUUGAGCUAUUUCUGAUGUCAAAUGAAUUUUAUAAAUUUAAAUUACUACAAAAUGGCUCAGAAAAUCAUACAAUUAUGUGUUUAUAUUUUGAAUUUGGGAUUUAUCUUUUGGUUGGGAUAGAAACAUGACUAAGCACACUCAAAAGUACAAUUCAAUAAUUUUUUGGACUAAUAGAGAAUAUAUUAGCAAUUUAAGAAGGAAAUGCAGAAUAGCUAUCAGUGGUGUGUAGAGGGAUAACACGCCACUCAUAGCAAAGUCUAUCAGUGGCGUGUUUCCAGUAUACACACCACUGAUAGCACAAGUAUCAGUGGCGGUUUUUCCGCGAUAACCGACACUGAUAGGAUGCAGAUAUAAAUAGCUGGGGACUUGGCCGAAAUCCCCAAUCGUCGCCCGCGCGUCUCAUUUGCGAGACCAGCAGCUGGCGCAUACGAACCCUAAAGCGGCGAAGCCCUGCCGCUGCGCCGCCCUGACCGCCGCCGCAGUCCUCGCCGCCGCCGCCGCCGUCCCCGACCGCCGUCUUCCCCGACCGCCGCCGCCGUCCCCGACCGCACCGCCGUCUUCCCCGACCCUGUUCGUAAGCCCUAAGCCCUAAUUCCUAUUCUUGCUCAAAUUGCUCAAAUUGUUCGUUAUUCUUGCUCAAAUUAUUGUUGCUGUUCAUUAUUCUUGCUGAAAUUCAUGCUAGGUAAUAGAAAUUUGAAGCUCUGUUCUUUGGGUAAUAGAAAUUCAUGCUAGGUAAAUAUAGAUAUUGUGCAAAUCAAUAUAGAUAUGGAGUGUUGCCUCUUCUGUUGAAGCUCUGUUCUUUGGAUGCUACAUUCUCUAUCACUAAGUUGUUCUGAAGGUUGGUUUGUUUAAGAUGGCAGUUGCAAAAACUGCUCAGAUAAUCAGAAUUGUUCUACCUUUUUACUGGUUCAUACAUCAGUAACAUAGUGUCUAAACCUACUUGCCUGGGAAGUGACUGAAAUUGAUAUUUUCACAGCCCCAAACACAAACUUUACCACAUGUAAUUGCAGUUCAUGAGUAAGUACUAAGUGGGCUGCAAACCCUAAAUAGUAACAACAUUUUGGCUGAAUUGUGCAGCCAAAAGCCCUCGAACUACACAUGAUCAGAUGCACAUCUUAAUGAAUUAAAAUCACCCCAAAGUUGUUGGAUCCAAUAACACACACCAGCUUAUCACUUUUACAUUGUUUUAGUCUGCGCGUAAACCCUAACAUUUCCUGCUUUGCAUGAUUUAGCUUGCCGCAUCUAAAUUAUAUGGCAAGUCAUUAGCUAUGGAUUCAUGGAGCAUAUAGCAGCUUGUGUCAUUUCAAAGCUCGAUCAUCAAGUGAUGUCAAAGUUAGCUCUCUAUAAUGUUAGAACUACAGUUUCAACCUCUGUUUAUUUUGAAUGUUUGUGAGUAAUCUGUUUCUGAAACUGCACAAUCUAUCUGCAGCACAGUGUACAUAGAUAGAGCAACCCAAUUGUUAAAUAUACAGCAACCCAAUAGAUAGAGCAACCCAUUCUGCCUGCCACGGUUUCAAUAAAAUUUGUCUUAGUGUAGUAAUUUGUUUGUGUUACUGUAGUAGGUACUCAAAAUGGCUAGGACUAAACAAACCCGUUGAAGACCACCCCCAAUUGUUGAACUCCGGCAAGAAGCACCUCCUCAAGAUGACAGCGAAGAAGCACCUCCGCAAGAUCAUAGCCAGGAACCGGAAGAAGGUCCGAAUGAGACAUAUUCAAGUGGAUAUUCUUCUUCGGGCUCAUCACUUAGUGGUGUCGGCUCUUCAAACCCAAGUGACGAAGAGCAACCCACCGAUGGGGAAGUAGAACCUACUCCCUCGUCUAGUAAGGAAAAGAAGGUUACCAGGCGAGGGAGCCACAUUUUGAAGGACGAUGUCUAUGUCGUCACUAGGAUUUCUGCUAGAGGCCGGCCUUUGAGUCCUGAGAAGGCAGCUGAUACCUUCAGCAACACCCUAGGGGCCAUUGUCCGGCGAAAUUGCCGUAUAGUUCACAAGUGGACCCAGGUUCCUAAGACGACAAAAGAACUUUGCUUCAACGAUGUCUGGGCCAGGUUCAAGGUUAAGCCCGAGCAUGUCAAAGAUGUUCAUAGAGCCGCCAACCAAGUAAUGCGUAGGGGCAUAAGUAACUGGCAAUCCACUGCUAGAAAGCAUUGGCUCGAUGUUCCCAUUGAGAAGGUUAAGGAAAAAUGGCCUUCCAUUACCCCAAAAGAUUGGGCAUCUUUCAAGAAGGAAUCACAAGACCCCGACUUCAUUGCGAGGCAAGAGAAAUAUAUUGAGAUGCGCAAGAAGAAGAAGCACAACCACCAUCUCGGAAGUCGUGGGAAAGAGGGCAAGAAGAAGGUUUGGGACAAGGAGGACGCCCAGUUGGCCAAGCUUGGCAUAGUGCCUCCUUUGAAAGGGAAUCUUAAGCAUCAACGCACCAAAGAUUUCAUGCGAAUGCAUAUGAGAAAGGAACAGUGGGCGGGGAAAGAGGAUUUGCAAGAGGACCUCCAAGAAGUUUGGGACUGAGCUAUUGAUCACGAGCAGAGGAAGGAGAAGGAGAUGUCAGAAGGCUCCAACGACUCGGUCCAUAGCAAGAGGUGGGAGUCGACUCUGACCUAUGGCUUAAACAGGCCCGAGCAUACAGGCCGUAUACUUGGGGAGGGAGAAGGUGCGCCAUGGAAGAAAAUUUUCGGCCAGGAUGAUUCCAAGUGCCGAAAAAGGAAGUGUUGCGACAACGCGAAAGGGCGGAGGAGGCCGGAGCAGUUGGCGCAUCGAAAGCUCUCUCUGUGCUACUCAAUAGCUUACACGAAAGUGGCGUCGACGUUAAUGCGGUGCUGCAAAAGUCCGGUGCGCAAGGCAUUCUGGGACUAUUGCUUCAAGGUCUCCCCACGCGCGGUCGGGGUCUGCAACGUCCACCUAGGAGCGGUAGCGUUGCUUCCGGGUCUGCCACUACCGAUGUUCCAAUACCUAAUCCGGGUCCAAGCAACAACAUCACGGUAAGCAUCUUUGCCUUACCUACUUCACUCCUUUCAUUGCUCAACAGUCUUUCACACAAUGUUACAUUGUUACGCGCAGGAUGGCAUCCC
Molecule: messenger RNA, 5193 nt
Organism: Brachypodium distachyon (stiff brome)
Lineage: Eukaryota; Viridiplantae; Streptophyta; Magnoliopsida; Poales; Poaceae
Exons: 2
Coding region: 19-1191 (390 amino acids)
Source: RefSeq, a predicted model, not a curated record